AUGGAUGAAGAAGCCAAAGACCCAUUGAUUUUGGGAAGACCUUUCCUUGCCACUGCUGGAGCUAUAAUAGACGUGAGAAGAGGCAAGAUUGAGCUGAAUUUGGGUCAAGACUGCAAGAUGGUGUUCAAUCUAGCCGAUGACUAUUUGGAGGACCUGAGUGUUGAGGAUAAGCUACAGCUAGCUCUGACUAAGGAUAACGAGAAACAGAGAGCAAUCCGGGAUGAUAAUCGGGUUGAGAACCUGUUUGCUCUAGAUUCUAAACCGAGAGAGGAGAGCUCUCAAGAGCAGAGCACAAACGAUGACUGGUCCGAGCUAAAGGCUCCCAAGGUCGAUCUUAAACCUCUCCCAAAGGGGCUCAGGUAUGCGUUCUUAGGCCUAACUCCACAUACCACAUAUCGCGUCAUUGUCAAUGAUGCAUUAACCCCUCAUGAGCUUGAAACCCUCCUUGUUGAGCUGCGAAAGUAUAGGAGAGCUCUUGGAUAUUCGCUGGACGAUAUCAAGGGUCUCUCCCCUAAUCUAUGCACUCACAGGAUCCAUCUUAAAAAUGAAUCAAAGGGGUCUAUUGAACAUCAGCGUAGGCUAAAUCCCAGUCUUAAAGAAGUAGUAAAGAAAGAGAUCUUAAAGCUUCUUGAUGCAGGAAUCAUCUACCCUAUUUCGGACAGUACUUGGGUUUCACCAGUACAUUGCGUCCCGAAAAAGGGUGGGAUUACUGUCAUCAAGAACGAAAAGAAUGAAUUGAUCCCAAGUAGGACAAUAGUCGGACAUAGAAUGUGCAUAGACUAUCGUUCCAAUCCAUCCAAACGACCAGAAAAAGACCACUUUUACAUGUCCAUACGGCACCUUCGCCUAUCGGAGAAUGCCGUUUGGAUUAUGUAA
Molecule: messenger RNA, 876 nt
Organism: Microthlaspi erraticum
Lineage: Eukaryota; Viridiplantae; Streptophyta; Magnoliopsida; Brassicales; Brassicaceae
Source: the annotation of a GenBank genome assembly